UUAAGCUUCACUAUCUCAGCAGAACACUUGCUAUCGGUUGAUUCUCCUUGUUUGUGAGCAACAUGGGCAAAAUAUACCAGUUAACAGUUGUCGGAAUACAAGGGGAAAAGAAAACUGUUGAUGUUGCAACUACAGAAGAAGACUUCAACAACACAACUAUUCUUGUAUUCAAGAAGAAACUUAUCGAGAAGCUGCCAGGAAACAUAGAUCCUUCUGAGCUUCGGGUUCUGUAUGCGGCCAAACAGUUGGAGGACAAUGACAAACUGUCUGAUCAUGGAAUAAAGGAUAAAUCCACACUCAUGCUCGUACUACGCUUGCAUGGAGGAUGGACACAUAUAUAUGCACUCACUAUGAAGUCACAAAUGUAGUAGCCUAGGCCAGGGGUUCCCAAACUUUUUACGACAAGGCCCCCCAAAUACCACAAGGUUCUGGCC
This is a messenger RNA of Alosa alosa (allis shad), 434 nucleotides long. RefSeq lists its product as uncharacterized. The transcript has 2 exons. The record is from RefSeq and is a predicted model, not a curated record. Lineage: Eukaryota; Metazoa; Chordata; Actinopteri; Clupeiformes; Clupeidae. Bases 63 to 368 code for a protein of 101 amino acids. Gene Ontology annotation, molecular function: protein binding.